This is a messenger RNA of Varanus komodoensis (Komodo dragon), 7173 nucleotides long. RefSeq names its product Ras and Rab interactor like (gene RINL). The coding region runs from base 4253 to 6685 and encodes 810 amino acids. Gene Ontology annotation, molecular function: guanyl-nucleotide exchange factor activity; small GTPase binding. The record is from RefSeq and is a predicted model, not a curated record. NCBI's taxonomy places the organism in Eukaryota, Metazoa, Chordata, Lepidosauria, Squamata, Varanidae. Gene Ontology annotation, biological process: vesicle-mediated transport; signal transduction. Gene Ontology annotation, cellular component: cytosol; endocytic vesicle. The transcript has 11 exons.
CCUGGAUGAGUGGUCUUAGGUGGAUUCCUCUAGUGUUCUUGGCUCACAGUAAUUCAUCUGAAGGUGGAUUCAUCUGAGGAACAGGAGGGGAGGGCCAGCACUGCAGGCCCCAGUCAGAGCCAGGCGGGGAAAUCAGCUUUAGCUGAUAGCCCUCCCUCAGAACACUCAGAAGAGCAACCUGGACCCCCCUGAUGCAGGAACCACAGCCCAAGACAAAUCACGCACUGAACGGUAUAGGAUCAAGCACAAGCAGCAGAAGCGCAAACAGAAGGCCCAGCAUGGAGUUUCCCUGAAAGGCAACAUGCUGACCUGGUUAAUCGGCUGUGUUGAUUUAUGACCCGCUGGAAAUAAGGCUGGCUGGUAAUAGCUUGCAGCUGCAAACAACAUUGUUUCAGCACUGUGCUUCACUUUGCUCUAUCGGACCCAAACAGAUGCCCAAACUUUCAGUUGCCCACUGGGACCACUCCUUCAGAUAUCCCUGACUGAUCUAGGCACUUGAUACUACGACUCUGUGGAUUUAACUGUGGACUUCUUUGAUCUCACAUCCUCCUAUUAACUAUAGUGGAAUUCCUGUGAAUGGCCUGCUUUCUUUUUGCAUUUUUCUUGAAUAUAUCCAAGCCUUGACCAGGGCAUUUUAAUGCCUAUCAAAUAUAAAACAUUUAAUCAAAGAAAGGAGUACAAAGAGCUGGAAUUCUGUUGACAAAAUCUUGGGCUUUUCCAGUCUACAGAGAUAAUUUCAGGUAAACCCUCCCAUCCCAUUGAUUUACAACUGAGCACCUGCUUUUGUUUAUAACCAGGAACUCUUACUAGCAGCUGCAAAUAUGUUUGUGCUUUUAUACUAUUUAUGCAAGCCAGAAUCAAAGAACAAACUGAAGAUCAGGAAGUGGUUUUCAUAGUCAAGAGCUCGCCUCUUUGGAUGGCAACAUACACAGAACAGUUGUUGCUGGAACCAAAAUUGAGUUUGUAUGAACUAAAGCUGUGAGAGAGACUGACAGGAGAGAUUGGGGUCUAGAAUCAGAUGUUCUUACAGGUCAGUUUGGGUGGGGAGUGGUGAAGUGUUUAGAAAGUUGCAUGGAUUUUACUGGAUGCAGAAUCUUAGAGCAAUUUCCUGUUGUUACAAGGGAAAUCUUGAAAGCAUUUUAUGCAGCAGAGUUUGCUAAAGAGUACUAGGUAAAGCAGAAUAGAUAAUAUUUUACUUACAAGGAUGGAAAAUACCUGCACUUCAGUUUGCUAUUACUUUGCAUUUCCUUCACGCUCAUCCCUAUUUGUACUGCUCUCUGUUAGAUUUAAGGUACAAUCCUAUGCAUGUGUUGACAGAAAAAAACGAAUAACCGUACCAUAUCCUCAAUCCUUGGGAACUUUUUGCAAUGGUUAAUACCAAAUGGCCUUGAUUGACAGUGUACAAAGAAGGCUUCUCUUUACCAUUAAGUUGUUGGCUGAAUUCCUGUUUUAUUAUCUAGGGCAGUAAUUGAAACUGGUUAUAAAACAGGACACAUAAGGCUAUCUGUGCAUUUCUCUACAUGAGGUGUUUAAUCCGGCAUGUUACUGAAGCUUAUUUUUUGGCUUGCUUUCUUGGAGGAGUAGAGGAUCCUCCACACAAGAUGUUCCCCCUGCCCCUGGAGGUGUGGUUUCCUCUAUGCCUCUUUACAUACAGUGGGUUCUGUUACAUAUAACACAGGACAGUGUUGUGGACUAGAGCAGAACUGUGAAAUUAUACAGGAGUUCUGCAGCAAAUUGUAGCCGCAUUCAAGAAAAUUGCUGUCUUUCCCCGUUCUAAAAGAAAUAACAAACAUGGCUGCAAAACAUGGGAGAGGCCUUGGAGGAAGGCGAGAUCAUGAAAAGGGCUGACAAACUCCAGUGUAAGCAAGUGUAAAGUAACACACUUGGGGCAAAAAUCUCAACCUAGUAUAAGCUGAUGUGAUCUGACCUAGCAGUUACUUACCAGGAAAGAGAUCUUGGGGUUGUUGUAGUUUGCUCAACAAAAAUACCAGCCCUAUCCACAGCUAGGCAAAGUCCACAUUAGUCAUAAUUAAGAAAGUAUUAAGGAUUGUUCUGUCCUUAUGCAAAACUGUGGUGUGACUGCUCUCAGAAUAUUGUGUCCAGUUCUGUUCCAUACACCUAAAAAUAAUUCUGUAGAGUUGAGAGAUGGCGUGGAGAAAGCAGAGGGGAGUCCUUUUUUCCCUCACAGUGACCACGGGAAUCCUUUGUUCCUUCACAAUGAGACGCAUCUCCAGUAUCAGAGGGACAGAUGCCUCUGAGUGUGAGCUGUUGGGAGAGGCCUGCUGUGCUUAUGGCCAGCUGGUUAGCUUCCCGCAGAAGCAUCUGCUGCCAGAGGAACAGAGCACUGGAUUAGAUAGAACCUUGGGCCAACCCAGGAUGGAUGGUCCUAAUCACCCUACAACCCUGAGCAUGCAGUGCUCCGGUUCACAUCUGUUUUCCCUUUUGCUGCCUGCCUUUUUUAAAUGUAAGCGAGCCAUCCGCCCCGAGACCACGUGAAUACAACUGGCAGAGGUGUAAACCACAUCCCUGCCUUUGUCACCGUCACUGCCUGUUUGCAUUUCGGUACACCUUUUGCUGUUUCUCCAAGGCUCUUUGUCAGGGCUCUUUCGGCCGCCGCUUCUGAAGCCCAUAUCCACUCCGCGCAUCGUGUGCACACGCAACACAAGGUAUGAUCUGCCGGGUCGAGCAGCAGGUUCGUCGGUGAGCUUUCAGCAGAACUGCAAACUAAACUUUAAAAUGGAGAGUUUAAGACAGGUUGAUAGAGGGCUAGGAGCGGGAGAACCGUUUGCAACCUCCCUGCAGAGUGGCAAUCUACCUUUGAGGAGUAGGGACUGCGGCAAAACAGGAAAAAGACCUUCUCCAGCAAACCCUGGGUUUCCCGGCUGACCAUCAGUUGGGAAAGGGGUCACUGACUAAGCACAUCCUUAGGGCUUGAUUCAGCCCUUCAUCCAGCUUGGAGUCCCAGAGAGCCUUUCCAUCGCGGACGGACAAAGACCAGUUGUGUUUCUUCCGUGGUGAGGGAAUGCCCACGUUGUUGUUUGGUUUCUAGCUGAAAGGUGUCGACAUCUAAGCACACCCCUGGCACGGGUGCUUCACACAAACUUUUGUCUGGAAGAGCGACGUUAGAAGUGGGUACACCUGGGCAUUAGUCCAUAGAAAAGCUCGGCAUCCGUUCCGGCUGCCAUUUUUCCUGCGAGAGUGCGCACAUGCCGUGUAAUUUCCCAUGUGGUGUCUCAGAUGAAAUCUGGUGUAAGCAACAAGGGUUAAUUUUAAAAAGGGGCAGAAGAAGCGAGGCCACGUCAACGGCCGCCGAUUUGGACGGCUUUAAAAGAGGCUUGUACAAAUUCCUGAUGGCGCGGGCUGCCCGUGGCCAGCUAGUCCUGACAGCCCUGUGCUACCUCCAUUUCAGUGUUGGUGUUCCUCUGUGCACCAGUUCUGGUGUUACUUUCUGUUUCUUUGCACUGGCCAUUGUAUACAGUUCUUUUUGUCUCGAUGUGCUAGUCAUCGAAAAGUUGCAUUCGAGAUUCUGACCCUAUUCCCAUCAUCUUUUGCUUUUGAGUCAUGCCUGUCUUUAGCAAUUCGGAGUGCAUCUUUUGCCAUCCGUCUGGUCGUCAUCUUUUUUGCUACAAGAAUUGUCUCUUCGCACUCCUCUCCAGUGCUGUCUCUGGUUUGAGUCCACAGUUUGGUUAACUGAGUUCGGUAGUGGAUUUUAUGUGGAUUUCAAAUUAGUCAGGAAUGUUUUCUAGGCUGUAUUUUGGCACUGUGCUUCUCUUAGUGGUUACAUUCCCAUGCUCAAACUAACUGAGGGUGGGAAUUCAAGAGGGGGCCUAAGACAAUAGCAAAACUCAAACUCAAAAGGGGAACUGAAAUGAUGAAGUGGUUAGAGUAACAUCCCUCAUGUCCCCUUCCUUUCCCUCCAGUAUUGAGUGGCUUCCCACAUUUUGACACACACAUGCUCACGCACACCCAGUGUAAAAGGCUGAAUUGCUUCCCCUCAGCCUGGUGGUGAGCUUUAAGCUUAAAACAUGCUGUGAUGUUUGGUGCUGCCUAUCUGAUUUUCGCCUUCACUCCUAACUGGAAUGUGGCCCCCAGGAGCCUCUCUGAAAGGGAACGUGGCCCUCAGCUGCAAGAGGUUCUGUGCUCCAGGGAUGACUUGUUUUUCUUCUCCAGGAAGGCCUUCAGGAGGACCAGGCAGAAAGCUUGGAAGGCAUGAGCUGUGGACAUGAAGCGUGUGGACACUUGGGCAUGAAAGAUGGCUUGGACCAUCCCCAGGGCCAGCAAGAGGCCGACAGAAGGAGAUUUACUGGGACCCGAGCACACACUAGCAAAUGGGAAAUGUGAGGGUCCCAUCACACUUCUGAAGCGGCUGUCCAUAACCAGAUGCGUUUGGGAGCUUCCUGAUGGCCAGCCAGGACACGUCAAGGAGAUGCUGUCAGCACAAUUGCCUGGGGCAUUCAUUGUCUCUAGGGAUGGAUCAAGUGGUGCCAGUGAUCUCUUCAUUCAGACACAGGAAAGCAAGACUGACAUUGUCUGCCAAUUCACCAUUAAGGAGGACAGCUCAGGCGUUUAUCUCAAGGGCUCCCAGUUGAGGUUUGGAGACCUUCUGGAACUGCUCAGCUUUCACCUUGUUAGCAGGGAUAUCCUGCCCCACCUGCUGCGGCUCCCGGAUGCCUUUUUACUUCGGCACAGGCCAAAACUGGAUGCGGUGGCUGCACUGGGCAUGAAGUUCUGGACAAUGCCUCUGAAACCCAGCAGCAGGCCGGCAUCAGCCCAAGCAGGGCCCACGGUGCUGAAUGGAGGCCCUUCUGAACCCGGGCAGGCGGCCUGCUCCAUCCGAGUGACGUCCGAGGACGGGGCUCUGUGCUUCAUCAACCCCCUGUUCCUUUCGGUGCACACCGAUGUUAGCUGGCUGGACCUCGCGCCGGGCCCGUGCCACCUGAGCGCCCGGAGGAGGAGCCUGCAGUUCCUGAAUGGCUCGGCUGAGGCGGCGUCUGGCAAGCUAGGGGCCCAGAAGUGUUCGAAUCCCCCGGGGCCUCUGGAGGAAGAGGAGGAGCGAGGGAAAGGUCUGCUGUGCUCAGCCUCCAUGCGGCGGAAGCUCCUUCUUCGCAGCCUGGCCUGGAACAGUUCUGAGCCUGCCUCUGAGGAGCCGCCCUUGUCCCCCGAUUCCCUGCAGAAGGAGACCCGGUCCCCACACCGUGUUUCCUGGAUCGAGGCCGUCCCCCUGGAUUCUCCUGCUGGCUGGCCACUGAAAAAGUCGAGUUCCGAGUCCUCGCUGCUGCCCGAGACGGGACUCCUCCCUCCCAUCCCCGAGCUGGAUUCGCUCUCCAUCAGCAGUGUGGAGGACGAGGGCGAGGGGGCCUCUCCCGCCUCCGCUGCUCCCCAGAAGAGGAACCGCCACUCCUCCUCCCUGCUGACUUACAAGGUGCUUCACCGCCUCUCCGCCGUGGGCAGCGCCUUCAGCGGCUUCCUCUCUGCCGAGCGCCGGGUCUCCAAGCGGGUGCAGGAGCUGGCCCAGGAGCCGUCGUCCUACGUAGGGGGGCUCGUGCAGAGCUUUGUGGGACACAUCCUGCGGGGCGCCGGGGCGCGGCACCUCACCAGCACCGAGAUGCUGCAAGAAAUCCGGCAGAUGAUCAGCAACCUCAAGGGCUACCUGUGCGAGAGCUCGGAGCUGCGCGCCGUCUGCGAGCACAGCGAGCUGGAGGAGAUGGACCUAGGUUCUGUGGUGGAAAACUCCUUAUACAAAUGCAUCCUGAAGCCGCUCCGGGACUCGAUCUACGCCCAGCUGCUGGACUUCCGCGCCCGUGACGGAACCCUGGGCAAACUGCACGAGCACAAGGUCACCAUGAGCCAGCAGAGCCUGGCCGAGCUGGGAGUGAUCGCCGGUGUGCCUGACGGGCCUGCCCUGGAGCGGGUCCAGACCAAGCUGAGUCUCAUGCACCAGGCCUACUCGCCCAAGAAAAAGGAGACGCAGAUGCUCAAGGUCUGCAAGAUGCUGUACGAGAUCAUGAACCAGGCUGCGGGCAAGACAGAGCCUUUCGGUGCUGACGAUUUCCUGCCGGUUCUGAUCUACGUGCUGGUGAACUGCGACAUUGUGUCGGUGCAACUGGAUGUGGAGUACAUGAUGGAACUGAUGGAUCCCAGCCAGCUGCAGGGAGAAGGAGGGUACUACCUCACAACUUGGUUUGGGGCCCUCUACCACAUCGCAAACUUCCAGCCAGCCGCCAUGGUGACACGGCAGAUCAGCAUCGAGGCCCAGCACUCCAUCCACCAGUGGCAUCGCCGCCGUACCAUCUAUCACCACCACCGGCGAAACUCACAGAACAUCCUCUACAUCUCCUUCCAUGAACCCUUCAACAACCAGAAGACCAUCUUUGUCCCCAGUGACAUGACAACAGCCUCUGUGUGUGCAGUGUGUGCGGAGAAGUACGGCAUCUCAGAUCGGGAGGCGUAUGGCCUCUUCUUGGUGUCAGGUGACUCCUCCCAACUCUUGGCCGGGGACAGCUGUCCUCAAAGGCUCCGCCGGGACAUCCUCCCAUCUCAAGGCGUCCCCGUGAAUUUCGUUUACAAACCUAAAGGUGGAGAUUUGCCCGCUGUCAUUCCCCUUCCUCUUCCGACCCCCAACUGUGAGACUGAAGCGCAAGAAUUCCUGGAAAGCGUGCAUACAGAGCAACUGGCAGCAGAUUGACUAUGGUCUCGGAGCUUUCCAGAAAUGUUUAUUCUUGAGAGUUGCCCGAGAUUCAAGGCAUCUGACUUGGCAGAACUUUUAGGACAAAAAUUUGGACAUUUGGGAAGAAAAUCUCAGCCAGGAAGCGUCUUGCAAAGAUGCAGAAAAGGAAAACUAAAAUGGCAAAGGAGUUGGAACAGUCCUCCCUUGAGGAAAGGAUACAACGCCAGAAACUGUUUAACUUAGGGGAAAAGAUGUGUAUGGGAGACAUGGUAGAGUCUCCAGAGUUAUGCAUCAAGUGGAGAAAGUAUAGGAGGUAUUUUUCUCCCCCUCUCUCAACAGUAGAAUUCACGGGAUCACCCCAUGAAAUGGAUUAGUAGGAGUUAAUUUAUGGAAUUGCUGUCACAAGAUGUAGAGAUGGUCACUUGAAUGUCUUUAAAGAUGGCUUAGGCACAUUGGAGCAACCCUCCUUCACUUUUGCUCUAGAGCAGGGGUCUCAAACUCACGGC